This is a messenger RNA of Gastrolobium bilobum, 2022 nucleotides long. RefSeq names its product pentatricopeptide repeat-containing protein At2g15690, mitochondrial. Gene Ontology annotation, biological process: RNA modification. Gene Ontology annotation, molecular function: zinc ion binding; protein binding; RNA binding. The transcript has a single exon. NCBI's taxonomy places the organism in Eukaryota, Viridiplantae, Streptophyta, Magnoliopsida, Fabales, Fabaceae. Bases 28 to 1701 code for a protein of 557 amino acids. The record is from RefSeq and is a predicted model, not a curated record.
UUGCUCCUUCCGCAGUUUCACUCAGUCAUGGUGAUGUUCCAAUUGAUUGAGCGUGCACGAUCUACAAUGUUCUCUUCCUCCUUCAAGCUACGGACACUGUUUAUCCAUCCCAACCACUGCAGCCAAACCCUGAUUAUAAAAUCUUUGAGUACCUCUGCGGUUCUAAACGAUUAUGGGAGAUUCCCUCCACAGCAACCACCCUCUGAUCACACACCCUUUCAGGGUCAAUGGCAACAACGUCAGGGCCAUUCUCCUCAACAUUUAAACCCACAUAUUCAAAACCAGAGUGGAAACCCUGCCCCUUCAAAUCAAUUUGCUUACCAAAACCAUGAACCCCACAAACACAAUAUUCCUAGUCGAUUUCCUGAGCAGGGGCGAAACCUUAAUCAUUGGAAUCCUCAACAUCAAGCACCACCCACUUCUCAAAAUCCCAACUUUCAGCCACCCACUAACCCUAAUCGAUGGAACAAUCAAAACCCCCAGUGGAACCCUAGGACUCACGGGUUCCCACAUGUCAACCAGUUUCAAAACCCUAACCAGUUGAACGGUCAAGGUUCUCCUCCUACAUCUCCGCCUUCAAUCAUUGAUUUGACACGUUUGUGCCAAGAGGGGAAGGUUAAAGAAGCGAUUGAAUUGAUGGACAAAGGGGACAAAGCUGAUGCCAGUUGCUUUGAUCUUCUUUUUGACUCGUGUGGCCAAUUGAAAUCCCUUGAGGUUGCCAAGAAGGCCCAUGAUUACUUUCUGCAGUCUACUUAUAGGAGUGAUCUCAAGUUAAACAACAAGGUGAUUGAGAUGUAUGGGAAUUGUAAAAGCAUGACUGAUGCACGCAGAGUGUUUGAUCAUAUGCCUAAUAGGAAUAUGGACUCUUGGCACUUGAUGCUUUGUGGCUACGCAAAUAAUACUAUGGGAGAUGAAGCCUUGCAACUGUUUGAGCAGAUGAAUGAGCUGGGUUUGGAAAUCACUUCAGAGACUUUGCUUGCUGUGUUAUCAGCUUGUGCCAGUGCAGAAGCUGUGGAAGACGCAUACUUACAUUUUGAGUCUAUGAAAAGUAAAUAUGGAAUUGAACCAGGGGUGGAGCACUAUAUGGGGCUUUUGGAUGUUCUUGGACAGUCUGGGUAUCUCAAGGAAGCUGAGGAGUUUAUUGAGAAGUUGCCAUUUGAGCCUACAGUGACUGUAUGGGAGACUCUGAAGAAUUAUGCUCGCACUCAUGGGGAUAUUGAUCUUGAAGACCAUGCUGAAGAGUUAAUGGUUAGUCUUGACCCAUCAAAAGUUGUUACCAAUAAGAUCCCUACGCCGCCUCCGAAGAAGUAUACUGCAAUUAGCAUGCUUGAUGGCAAGAACAGAAUUAUUGAAUAUAAGAAUCUUGCUCUUUACAAGGAUGAUGAAAAGUUAAAGGCUUUGAGUGCAAUGAAAGAUGCAGGAUAUGUACCUGAUACAAGAUAUGUUCUUCAUGACAUUGAUCAGGAAGCAAAGGAGCAAUCCUUGCUCUACCACAGUGAACGUCUAGCAAUUGCCUUUGGUCUUAUUAGUACUCCACCAAGAACACCUCUUCGAAUCAUCAAGAACCUUCGUGUCUGUGGUGACUGUCACAAUGCCAUCAAGAUCAUGUCCAGGAUUGUAGGUAGAAACUUAGUUGUCAGAGAUAACAAAAGGUUUCAUCAUUUCAAGGAUGGAGAAUGCUCUUGUGGGGAUUACUGGUGAAGGAAUCAUAACUUGACUACCUACUACAUUAGCAUGAAUAUAUCAUUUUCUACCUGGUGGCCCCUUAUUGUGUACUAGGAAAACAAAUAUGCGUGGAAGUUUCAAUAGUGCUAGGGAUAGGAGAUGAAUUAUGCAGUAUGCACUGAUUUAGAAUGUAUUUGCUUCUUGUUCAGAUAUUCACUUAAUCAUUGUCUCUCCACUUCUACUCAGUGCUAUACUGCUAUUACUUGAUCACGUUACUAUUUGCUCUUAUAUGGUUUUAUUUAUUUAUUUGGUUCCAGCAACUUAAAAUUCAGCUUUAUUAGCUGAUCCAUGCAAAUG